Messenger RNA from Eruca vesicaria subsp. sativa (arugula), 195 nucleotides. NCBI's taxonomy places the organism in Eukaryota, Viridiplantae, Streptophyta, Magnoliopsida, Brassicales, Brassicaceae. The record is from the annotation of a GenBank genome assembly.
AUGGUAAACUCCUACACGCUCCUUGCUGAUUUGAAGGCCGGCCGGUGCUCGAACACGGCAGAGGUUCGACUUCUUCGGCUUUGGGAGGCGAGAAACACCAGCCUGAACAGCAGACGUUCAGGGGAACUCAUGAGCAUUGACAUGUUGUUUGUCGAUGAAAGUUCAUCAGCUGGGCAAGGUUUAACAACCACUUAG